AUGUCGAGCCAGAAUAUCUCGGAGUACGAGAAAGACGUCAUAGAGAACCGUCCCGACGGUGAAAAGACUUUUGAACAGACGUCGUUUCCGGAACUCAAACAAGUCGCCAGCAAUGCCCUGAGCAGGAUCACCUCACACCUCAGCACGCGAGAUAUCGUCGAUCCCGGGCCCCCGCCAGAUGGAGGCCUCAAAGCAUGGACCCAAGUUGCGAUGGGGUGGAUUGUCUGCUUUUGUACCUGGGGGUACAUCAACUCGUUUGGUGUCUUUCAGACUUACUACACCGACACGCUGGGUGGAUCUCAGUCAACCAUCUCUUGGGUCGGCUCCGUUCAGCUGUGGAUCGUCUUCUUCGUGAGCGCCUUCUCCGGCCGGGCGCUGGAUGCCGGGUUAUUCAUCCCGACGUUGCUUAUCGGAUCGAUCGUGCAAGUUAUCGGCAUCUUUAUGACGAGUCUGUGCAAGAACUUCUGGCAGCUUGUGCUGGCCCAGGGCCUCUGUACCGGCCUGGGGAGUGGGAUCUUCUUCUGCCCAACCAUAGGACUCGUGACGACAUAUUUCAGGAGGAAUCGCGGCGUUGCUGUCGCCAUCGUAUCGACCGGCAACUCGGUGGGUGGUGCCGUGUAUCCCGUGAUUGUGCGUCAGCUUCUUCCCAAAAUUGGAUAUGCAUGGACGGUGCGCGUGCUCGGCUUCAUGAAUCUGGGGUUGCUUUCGUUGGCGCUGGCAUGCAUGCGGCCGAGAUUGCCUCCUCGAAAAUCCGGACCGAUUGUCGAAUGGGGUGCCUUCCGAGAAGUGCCGUACGUCUGUGUUCUAGUGGGCAUGUCGUUCGUCUUCGGGGGGCUGUUCUUCUCGUACUAUUACAUCGCCUCCUUUGGCCGGACGGUCUUGGACAUGAGUUACAAAGAUUCACUCACCCUGCUCAUCAUCUUCAACGGAGCAGCCGUACCCGUUCGACUGAUCACGGGCUUCAUUGCAGAUCGGUUCAUGGGUCCGUUGAACGCCAUGGUGCCGCUCCUUUUCAUCAACGCGCUUUUCGCCUUUACCUGGAUUGCAGUCAAGUCGGAGACAGGCAUGUACGCGUUUGCCACGUUCUAUGGAUUUUCAGCAGGAGCCUUUCAGUGUCUCUUUCCAACCACGGUGACAAGUUUGAACAACGAUUUGAGUAAGAAUGGGGUCAGGAUGGGAAUGGCUUUCUCCAUCUUCAGUUUUGCCGGGCUUGCCGGACCUCCCAUCGGAGGGGCGCUGUUGUCGACGAACGGAGGCGGACGAGGCGGGUAUCUGGUGGCACAGAUAUGCCUCGGAGUACUUACCGGAGUGGGCGCUUGCUUGAUGUAUGCCGCCCGCGUGUACAAAGUUGGAUGGAGUUGGACGAUCAAAUGUUAA
Molecule: messenger RNA, 1377 nt
Organism: Fonsecaea erecta
Lineage: Eukaryota; Fungi; Ascomycota; Eurotiomycetes; Chaetothyriales; Herpotrichiellaceae
Exons: 2
Coding region: 1-1377 (458 amino acids)
Biological process (GO): transmembrane transport
Cellular component (GO): fungal-type vacuole membrane
Molecular function (GO): transmembrane transporter activity
Source: RefSeq, a predicted model, not a curated record